AUGUAUCCCGCUUAUGUCAGUGGUAGUAUAGCUGAAGGACAACUCUUCUCUCAAGAUAUCGAUUUUAUAUUUGAAGAAGGUGAAUUAAAUUCUGAAAAUGAAUUUAUACCAACUGACAAUGAUCUAUAUGUUCAAAUUAAAUGGAAUAGUGAAAAACUAGCUCAUUUACCCUAUGGUUACAAUGAUGGACUAUGUUGCGUGAAUGGGUUUAAAAUGAAGCAAAAUUAUUGUAAUAUUGAUCCAAAUAUUCUGCGGUUCUUACAGGCUAAUAUGGACGUUUCAGUGGAUAAACCAAAUAUUUUACGUUCGCCGUUAAUUAAGAAUACUGCUCCUGAAGAAUUUAUGCAAACAUUUAAGCAAGGUUUAAAAGUGAUUGAAUCACAAUCUAAAACUAAAUAUAAAAAAAAUUUUUUUACUCUUCAUGCUGAAUUGAAUAAAUGUAGGACAAACAUGAUCGAAAGAGAACGAAUGAUGGACAAUAUUCCAACAAGCAAUUUAAUUGAAAAUGUAUUUCAUUUUAUGGGACCAGCAUAUGGUGUGUAUUUUUCGGCUGAACGCCGAAAAUUUCUUAUGCAAGUUAUGGAAAAAAUAUCAAGUUAUAAUAGUGAUAUUGUUCUAGCGUUAAAAUUAAAUUUUUGGCCAAAUAAUGUUCAACCAUUUUUGAAACGUUUUCAGUUAUCGAAUCAACCAAUUAAAUUAUAUGAGAAAAUAAGACUUACGCAUAUACAUGUAGUACCAAAAAGUUCAAAAAUAUCAACUACAGCCGAAUAUGAAUUUCGUUAUUCCUUUUCAGCUAUCGAACGUUUAUUAGCACAAUCAAGAACGUCUAAACAACGAAUAUUGAAUGGUAUUGCACGAAGUAUCUACUACAAAUACUUACAACCUCAAACGAGUUUACAAUCAUAUUUGAUUAAAACAAUUGUAUUAUGGAUGUGUGAAAUGGAAGAUGAUUUUAGUUAUGGUAACGUUGAUAAUCAGUAUGAAGAAAAUGAAAUAAUUGGUACACAAUGGAUAACGUAUACAUGUAAUAUAUUACGUUCUCGUACGUGUAAACAUUAUUUCAUUGAUCAUGUUAAUAUUUUAGAAACUUAUACAACAGAAACAUUAGAAGAAGCAUGCAAAAUUUUAGAAAAUGUUGAUUUAUUUGAAAUAAAUCAAACGUCAUUACAAAGAACUACCUACGAUGUUGCCACUAAUUCUUGGGAAGAUAUAAAACAAUGGAUAGGUCAAUUGAAUUUAAAAGAUGUUCUGAGUGCAAUUAACGAUUUUACUGAAUUGACGUUGAGAGUAUUUCCCCACGCGUCAAAUGAACGUGAUGCAAUUUUUGAGAUAAUAAUAGUAUUGAAUACAUUGAAUCUAUUGGAUGGUGAUCAAGAAGAAAAUAAUUUAUCAAUUUGGAAACGUUUAUUUUUGGAUACAGAUAAUGAUGAGAGAGAAGACGAAAAUAUUGACAAUAGACUAAGUGAAUGGUCAAUGCUGCAUCCGUUACAUAUAACUGAUGGUCUAUCAUUAGCGGCAGUAUUUAUAACAUGGAUAAACGAUAUUGUUACAAGUCCAUCGAUCUUAAAUUCUAUUAAAAAUUUAAACUUUGAUUUUAUUAUUCGACUAUGGUAUAUCACGAAUAAAACAAAAAUAUUUAAGAUGAACAAAGGUGAACUAAUUAAUUUGUUUUUACCAAAUGAUGUAAAUCCUUAUUAUCAACAAACGCCCACAAGUCCAUCGAUUAUUGAUGAUUCGCAUGCAAAUGGUGGCACACAACUGACAGAUCUAAUUAAAAAAAUGUAUGAGACUAGUACGAUACCACCAUCUAUAAUUUCAGCAAUAUCAUUGCUUUCAGCAGGAGAUAAAGAUAAUGCAGCUGUAACAAUCAAUGAUUUAUAUCAAUUAGGUAAAUUAAGCGAUAUUAGGGUCAAACGUAUAUGUGAUGAUAAUGAUUGUAUUGACGCACAAUUACUGCAACAUGCAAUUAAUGAAUCAUUAACACAUCAGCAAGAUAAUGAAUAG
Didymodactylos carnosus is the source of this 2004-nucleotide messenger RNA. Lineage: Eukaryota; Metazoa; Rotifera; Eurotatoria; Philodinida; Philodinidae. The record is from the annotation of a GenBank genome assembly.